Molecule: messenger RNA, 1680 nt
Organism: Eubalaena glacialis (North Atlantic right whale)
Lineage: Eukaryota; Metazoa; Chordata; Mammalia; Artiodactyla; Balaenidae
Gene: WDR18
Product: WD repeat domain 18
Exons: 10
Coding region: 2-1333 (443 amino acids)
Biological process (GO): rRNA processing; DNA-templated DNA replication
Cellular component (GO): nuclear pre-replicative complex
Molecular function (GO): protein binding
Source: RefSeq, a predicted model, not a curated record
GAUGACACAUGUCCGGGGCGGUGGAGAAGGAAAGAUGGCGGCGCCCAUGGAGGUGGCCGUGUGUACCGACUCAGCGGCCCAGCUGUGGAGUUGCGUCGUGUGGGAGCUGCACUCGGGCGCCAAUCUGCUCACAUACCGCGGCGGCCAGGCCGGGCCUCGCGGCCUGGCGCUGCUCAAUGGCGAGUACUUGCUGGCGGCGCAGCUGGGCAAGAACUACAUCAGCGCCUGGGAGCUACAGAGGAAGGACCAGCUUCAGCAGAAGAUCAUGUGCCCCGGACCGGUCACCUGUCUCACCACGUCGCCCAACGGCCUCUACGUUCUGGCAGGGAUCGCAGAGAGCAUAUACCUGUGGGAGGUUUCCACGGGGAACCUUCUGGUCAUCCUGAGCCGCCACUACCAGGACGUGUCGUGCCUACAGUUCACGGGGGACAGCAGCCACUUCGUCUCGGGGGGCAAGGACUGCCUGGUGCUGGCUUGGAGCCUCUGCAGCGUGCUGCAGGCAGACCCCUCCCGGACCCCCGGACCCCGGCACGUGUGGUCUCGCCACACCCUCCCCAUCACAGACCUGCACUGCGGCUUUGGUGGGCCCCUGGCCCGGGUGGCCACCGCCUCGCUGGACCAGACAGUGAAGCUGUGGGAGAUCUCCUCCGGCGAGCUGCUGCUGUCUGUGCUCUUCGACGUGAGCAUCAUGGCCGUGACCAUGGACCUGGCUGAGCAUCACAUGUUCUGCGGUGGCAGUGACGGCUCCAUCUUCCAGGUCGACCUCUGCACCUGGCCUGGGCAGAGAGAGAAGAGCUUCCAGCCGGAGCAGGACCACGGGAAGGUGUUCAGAGGGCACAGGAACCAGGUGACCUGCCUGUCAGUGUCCACGGAUGGCAGCGUGCUACUCUCGGGCUCCCACGACGAGACGGUGCGCCUCUGGGAUGUGCAGAGCCAGCAGUGCCUCAGGACGGUGGCUCUCAAAGGCCCCGUGACCAACGCCUGCAUCAUGCUGGCGCCCAUCAGCAUGCUGAGCUCUGACUUCAGGCCCGGCCUGCCCUUGCCCCACUUCAACAAGCACCUGCUGGGCACGGAGCAUGGGGAUGAGCCGCGCCACGGGGGCCUCACGCUGCGCCUGGGCCUCCACCAGCAGGGGUCAGAGCCCAGCUACCUGGAGCGGGUGGAACAGCUGCACGGGGUGAUGUGCAGCACGUUGGAGAAGAACGUGCUGGGUGGCCAGGACCAGCUGCGGAUCCGCGUGGCAGAGCUGGAGGACGAGGUGCGGAACCUGCGCAAGAUCAACCGCGACCUAUUCGACUUCUCCACGCGCAUCAUCACUCGGCCGGCCAAGUGAGCGCGUGUGCCCGACCCCGGCCAAGUGAGGCCCAGUGAGCGCGCGCGUAGCCCGGACCCACACCCGGACCUGCCCCCUGGGCUCCCCCCAGGACCCUCCCGACUGGCUGGCAGACCCCGAGGCCCAAGGCCCGAGCCCAUCCUCUGCCGGCGUCCUAUCAUUUGGAUUUGCCCACCAGGGGCCGUGGUCCAGUGUUGACCCGCUGUCCUCCCGUGAUCUGCCAUGUCGUGUUGGUGCUGUGCCGUGUCUAACAAAAGACCUGAAAUCCUGCCUCUCGGCCUCCUUGUGCCCACGCUGGGCUCAGGACCCCGGUGGCGGGACCUGCUUCAGGGACCUCACCGUAGUCA